AUGAAACCCAUGAUGGGCUUUACUCUUAAACUAAUGGCUUGUCUGAUGCCACGAGUAGCCCUUUUUAAAAGUGGGAUUAAAGGAUUCAUUGAAUUCAGUUUUCCACCACUGGUCCAAGCAAUCUUCAGCGGUGAUCCAGAGGAGAUACGGAUGCUCAUCCACAAAACAGAAGAUGUGAAUGCUCUGGAUUCUGAGAAGCGAACCCCGCUUCAUGUGGCUGCGUUUCUGGGAGAUGCAGAGAUCAUCGAACUCUUGAUUCUGUCAGGAGCUCGUGUAAAUGCCAAGGACAACAUGUGGCUGACCCCACUGCACCGGGCUGUUGCCUCCAGAAGUGAAAAGGAGCUGUGGGCUUCACCUUGGAGCUUGAAGGCACCUGGCCCGAGGAGGGGAGAAACUGAGGCAGAUACUGCAAGUUCUGAAGACGCACCAGCUAUGCCCUGUGCCAACAUGUGGCUCCCGCUGGUCGGUGACGACGUGCGCAAGCUGCAGCAGGGCCUGGCGCCCAGCACACAAUCAGCCUGUGCUUUCAUCUGUGCGUUCCAAAAUGCAUGAAGGUUUCUCUUGUGGCAAACGGGACUGGGGAGGGGAUCCUGAGAAAUGUAGUUCGAAUGUAGGCUAAGUUGACACAGUA
Molecule: messenger RNA, 631 nt
Organism: Leptonychotes weddellii (Weddell seal)
Lineage: Eukaryota; Metazoa; Chordata; Mammalia; Carnivora; Phocidae
Source: RefSeq, a predicted model, not a curated record